Molecule: messenger RNA, 398 nt
Organism: Euleptes europaea (tarantolino)
Lineage: Eukaryota; Metazoa; Chordata; Lepidosauria; Squamata; Sphaerodactylidae
Gene: LYRM2
Product: LYR motif containing 2
Exons: 3
Coding region: 1-267 (88 amino acids)
Cellular component (GO): mitochondrion
Source: RefSeq, a predicted model, not a curated record
AUGGCGUCGUCGCGGCUGCCCCCGGCCACGCUGACGCUGAAGCAGUUUUUGAGACGGCAGCAGGUUCUUCAGUUAUACAGAAAAAUUCUUCAAGCUAUUCGUCAGGUACCCAAUGAAACUGAUCGUCAUUACUUGAGAGACUGGGCAAGGGCAGAAUUCAAAGGGAAUAAAGGUGCUACAGAAGAGGACACUAUCAGGAUGAUGAUCACUCAGGGGAACAUACAGCUUCAAGAACUUGAGAGAAUUCUGAAAUUAGCAAAAUCCUAGUCUUAAUUGUGGAAUAUAAUACUCUUUUAAUGUAGCUUCCUCAGAAGACAUCCGAUGUGGAGGGACUUCUCAUAGAACCAAAGAGUGAUGCUUAUACAGACUGUUGUAGGUGGGAAAGCUGAGCUUGUAAG